Molecule: messenger RNA, 3008 nt
Organism: Zonotrichia albicollis (white-throated sparrow)
Lineage: Eukaryota; Metazoa; Chordata; Aves; Passeriformes; Passerellidae
Source: RefSeq, a predicted model, not a curated record
CCAUGGAGGUGAGCACCGUGUUCCCAUCUCCUGCCUCACCCACUGAAGCAGAUGAUCUCUGUGAUAUUGAUGUCACCACUGUGGCCAUACACAGUGUGACCCUGCUCAUCGGCCUCUGUGGGCUGGCUGGGAACGGGGCUGUCAUCGGCCUGCGAAACCUGAAAAUCCUUAACUCUGACUUCUUUAUGCUUGCUGUCAUUGAUUUCCUCUUCCUCCUCUUUGCGGUACCCUCAGCACUCCUCUUCCUGGUGGAGGAUGUGUCCUGCACUCCUAUUCUGCCCCUGCUGUAUCUGAGUUUCCUUUUCCAGUCGUCAGUGGUCUCCCUCUACUGGGGGCUGUUCUGGCUGAUGGGCAGCAGCAGUGCGUGGUCUAUAUACAAGCUCUGCAAACUCUGCUGCCGCUGCGGGCUUCCAGGGCGCCUGUUGUGGGUGUUGGACAGUGUCAAGAUCUAGGCCUUCUUUGUUCUCUUCAAUGUCAUUCCCACGGUGACAUUUGUGUGCCCAUCACAGCAGCAGCAGCACUGCCAGGCAGCUCUCAUCUCCGUGUACACCGUCAUCCUGCUCCUCUUUGCUGCACCCGUGGCCAUUUCUCGCACAAUCGAUUUCAUUAAGGCCAAGUGGGGCUCCCAGCAGCAGCAACUCAAGAGACGCGACAUCGUUAUCUUCAUCAUUGUGUUCCUCACUCUCCUCUUCAUCCUCUGGAAUUUCCUGCAGCAGCUUGGUUACAUCACUGUGUCCUCCCAGGUUGUUUUCCUGCUCGCCUGCAUCCACAGCAGCAUUAAACCCUUCAUCUACUUCUUGGCAGGAGAGUGCUGGAGACCAUGCUCCAUAAAGUGCCUCCAACUCUCACUCCAAAGGGUCUUUGAGGAGUCAAAAAAAAAAAAACCUGCAUUCAGAAAUCAUGCCCCCAGGGACACAGGGGUCUGAGCCUGUUGGUCCCUUCCACUGCUCUGCUGAAGGACACCAGGAGAGUGGCUGAGGGGCACUCCUUGAGUCACCUGAUUAAUAAAUAUCCACGGGAUCACUCUCCCUGUGGUGCUGUAUUCCUGCAGGAGAAUGGAGCAGGAGCAUUGCCUUGGGUGAUUUUUGUGGGAUGCUCUGCAGGGAGCACAUUGCAGCAUGGCUUUCCUCCUCCCUCCUGGAUCCACAUGGCUCCAAGCAGUGCAGCUGGGCUCAGUGCUGUUCCCUAGCUCUGUUCCCCAUGCAAUGACCCUCAUGGCCUCAGCCCCAGGGAAUGAACUCCAUCUCCUUUGGCUCAGCAGAUGAGUUCCAUGGUGUUUCCAGGGAGCUCUUGCCUGCAAAGAAUGGGGCACCUUAAUCCAUGGGGACACACCCAGCACGGGGUGGCAGUGAUUUCCCAAAUCCCUGCAGGGCUGGUGCCUCUGGAUGGCAGGAGAGGGGUUGGGAUCACAGGGAGCAUCCUUCCCCUUCUGUCCAGCAGAGCCAGCCCUGCAUUCCCAGCUGAUGGGAAGGGACACCAGGUAGGGCUGCAGAGCUGGAGAGGGACAGCAACAUUCCCUUAUCCUUUCAGUGGGAAUGUCUCACAUUCUUCAAUUCCAGAAUUGAAUCCUUCUGAGGAAAGUGCAGGGUCGAUGGUGAACUCCACUGAACUCCUAUGUCUGUAUCCAGAAAGUACAUGGAAUAUGGAAAUUCCCAUCACCAGAUGCUUGGACCAUUGAAUUGCACAGAAAUUAGGGGGUUAUGCUGCUUUUCUGCAGAAUGGGGCCAUCCAUCCUCUGGUUCCCCAGCAUCAGUGUCCAGGGAAGCCCUUGAGCACCUCCAUCCUGAACCUGGCCACCCUCAGGAGGAGCUGCACAGCCACUCUGCACAGCAGCUCCAGCCACAGUCCAGCCUGUCCUGAUCUUUGUCAUUCUGUAACUAUCCCUCAAUCAGAUUUGGAUUCAUGGUUUUUGUUUCUUUCCACUGUGGUAGUCCCAGCCUCAGAAUUUGUUGAAUAAACAACGUCCAGGCUUCACUGCAGGGCCUGUCCCUGUUAAACAGUGUCCAGAAUGACUCAUUUCCUUCUUUUAUCCCAUCCUAAAGCCUCUGGCUGCUCUGGGAGCAGGGCAGGUCCCUGUCUCAUACCAGAGCCCUUCCUAAGGCACAUGCCUGCAAUGCUUGGGAUGGUGUUGGCAGUGCCAAGAGCUCCUGAUUCCUCCUGGGAGAGACCUGUGCAACAGCCACAUCUCUUGCUCAGGGGGAAGUUGUCCCUCCUUUUCCCACUGCCUUAAAUCCAGGGGAAACCAAUGUGCCACUGCUUCUGGAAAGGGAAGUGUGAGUGAAAGCUGUGGGUGGUGAGUCAGGCUUUGGAGACACACAUGAGGUUAAACAUCUAUGGAACAUUUAUUAACAGUGUUGUUAGUAAUUAACAGAAGAGAAAGACUUGGACAUCUGAGAGGGGUUUUCUCUCAUUGACUCUCAUUUUCUGUCCAUUGGAAAGACAAAACUUUCCAAGGUACAACCUCGGGUCCAGGGAAGAACAACGCACCCGAAGCGUCCAUCCCAAGGCAAGUGCAGAAGGACCAUUAUCCUUCCAUGAACUUUUUCUCCUACCCAGCACAUUCCUUAUCUCCAAUGCCACCCAGGCCACUCCCCAGCUGAGCUUCCUUUCAAAAGAGCAAUGAUUUCAAAGCAAAAGGUUUCCUGGCUCUCCCUGCCCAUGAAAGAAGGAGAGAUGGAAUGAGAUGAUCUCUACCGUUCCUUCCAACCACUCCUGGGUCACUUUAUGAGCUGAAUUGUGUCCCCAUUCAUCUGUUUAGCCCAGAAAUAGGUUUUGCACAUUUCAGACUGGUUCUUGGGCAAAGAGGGGCAGAGCAGAUGCAGCAGUUUGUUUUCAGAAGCUGCGCUCACUCCUCCCCAUUCCUGCUCCCAGACCGUGCUGUCUGCAGCACAGACAUGCAGCACAGAGCUCUCCAUUGCUUUUAGGUUUUUUCAGCUUGCUGAGGCAGAGAACUUCCCAGGACUGUGGUUUUCCUUUUGCUUUGAACUGUUCAAACCUGCUCUGGACUG